CGGAAGGUUGCUGGGGCGCCGGCGUGCGCGGCGUCACUGAGCUGCGCCAGCUGAGCGAUGGAUCCCGGCUCCUGUCCUGCGAUCUCAGAGGCUCCCUCGGUUCCCUAACGCCCGCGGACUCCGCUCCCAUGUCCUCGGUGCUUCCAGCACCCCGGGCCCGCCACGCCCAUGGCCACUAGCCUGAGGAGUCCCUCUCUCAUCCAGCGUUCUUCGUCCUCCAGCAGCACAGACGACGAGGGCGUGCGUGGCACAUGCGAAGAUGCUUCUCUAUGCAAGAGGUUUGCAGUAAGCAUUGGCUACUGGCAUGACCCUUACAUCCAGCAUUUUGUGAGACUGUCUGCAGAGAGGAAGGCCCCCGAAAUUAACAGAGGAUAUUUUGCUCGAGUCCAUGGCAUCAAACAACUUAGAAAGGCAUUUCUAUGGAAAACAUAAUGUCAUUGUCAGAUUCUAAACCUCGGGACUGGGAUGGAUACGACCUUCUGGAAAUUAAAGGUAAGUUAAGACUCCCCCUCUUCUGUCCCCAAUUGUUUUUUUUUGAUGAUGCUCACAUGGUUCCAAAUGUUUAAAAACAUAUUAAAAGUGAUGCCGUGACAGCCUGUCUUCCACCCCGUGUCUGCCUGCCCUCCACAGCCACCAUGUGCCUUCCCAUCAGGGCCCUAGUGAAGGCUGUGUGGGUGGGUUUCUCAUUUUGUGCUUCUACACACAGGGUUGUCAUAAAAAUCUUUGUGUACAUUUUCCCCUGCAUGUGUGGAAAUAUAUCAGGAGAAAAAAUUCUGUCAGUGGAAUUGCUGAGACAGCACACACAUUUGUAACUUGGAUGGUAACUAAGAUUUUAGUGUCAUGUUAACAGUGUCUUAGGUAAAGUUUGUGUGUUUUCAGGGAUGGGUGAUGAUAAUAUGAUGUGAUGCCAUUUUGUAGCCAUUCUCUGACUCGAUCCUUCAACUGUUCUGUUAGGGAUCAAGAGCAGGUAUAAUUAUGCACAUUCAGGAGAAGGAAAGGUGGGUGUGGUUAGUGGCAGAACCAAGGCUGAAGUGCUGGGCUUUCCUUCCUCGGCUGGAAUUUUCCCACCCAGCCCUUUCCCUACAAAGAUCUCUCCUGACCUCACUUCCAUUUUUGUCGGUUUGUACAGAUUUUUCUUGGUCUUCUAUCACGUCAGCAGAGGACCUGAUAGAAGUGGCAGUACUGGGUAUGUGCAUUUCUCUGGAUCUCUUGCAGAGGCACCCUAGGUCAACUAGAGUGUGAGGGCACAACGUGACGUGCGUAUAUGUUUUGUCCUUUAUCAGCUCACCUGAAAGGAGGCCGUUGGUCUUCAGAGCUCCCGACCUUUCUCUUACCCAAGUGAGAAAUCAGUGGCCUCAACACGGCCUUAGUAUUAAUCGUGUGCCUCCGUGUUCUUCUUCCAGGAUAAGAUAACUGACAUUUAUGAAGCGCUUUCACACACAUGACCUCCUAAGUUACCAUGCGAGCUCUGAGGGGCGUUUACACACCCUGGGAAGGUGGGGCACCAGUGGCUCUGGAGCGGGUCCCCAGCACUGGACUCCAUCUCACCCAAUUCCAGAUUCCUUCCUCUUUUCUGUACCACGCACCAUCCUCGGGUUGUUUCGGGGGUCUUUCCUGUAACGCAGUGACCAUGGUGCAGUGGAAGGAACCGGGGUGAGGGGUGUGCGGUGCCAUUACAGAGGCUGCUGGAGAAAGCUUUUCUUUGGGCCUGACUCACUUUUGACUUGGUCACGCGGUUUGGUUUUUCUCCUUAUGAUGUAGGUGGGUUAAUUAAUAAAUCUGAGAUUUUUAUUUUUGAGCAAGGUACUCCAACGUUCAUGUGCCGUUUCCAAGCAAAAAGUGUUGUGUCAGGAGACGAGCACAGGGUAAGAAGUGCUUUGUGGAAGUUUUAUGUUUGGGUUGGUAAUUGUAUUGUUCUGAGGGAUUUUUAAAAAUCUGAAGCUCCUUUAAAAAAUAUGUUGUGCUUGUUUGCUCUCUCAGAGCAGGGAUUGCCUGGGCCAAAUCCAACCUGCCACCUAUUUUUGUAAAUAAAGUAUUAUUGGAACACAGCCACUGCCAUUUAU
Molecule: messenger RNA, 2063 nt
Organism: Manis pentadactyla (Chinese pangolin)
Lineage: Eukaryota; Metazoa; Chordata; Mammalia; Pholidota; Manidae
Product: leucine carboxyl methyltransferase 1-like
Exons: 3
Coding region: 169-432 (87 amino acids)
Biological process (GO): C-terminal protein methylation
Cellular component (GO): cytosol
Molecular function (GO): protein C-terminal leucine carboxyl O-methyltransferase activity
Source: RefSeq, a predicted model, not a curated record